CCUCCUUACCCCUUGCCAGGGUGUAUGAGUGGGUGGUUAGCCGGUGGUGGCUUCAGGCUGGGGGCUCGGGCUGCAGAGAAGCCCAAGUUAGUUUCUCGGACCCCAGUUCUUCAUCUAGAAGCAGCUGUCUGUCGGCUUUGGGACCAGAGACCUUGCAGGUGGCCUGUGCCUCCACACCUGUCAGCACAUCCCCAGAGUCUGAAGAGGCGCAGGGGCCCGUACCCUGCUCAGUGCAGCGGCGGCGAUGCCGGACCCCGCGGCGCACCUGCCCUUCUUCUACGGCAGCAUCUCGCGCGCCGAGGCCGAGGAGCACCUGAAGCUGGCGGGCAUGGCCGACGGGCUCUUCCUGCUGCGCCACUGCCUGCGCUCUCUGGGCGGCUAUGUGCUCUCGCUCGUGCACGACGUGCGCUUCCACCACUUCCCCAUCGAGCGCCAGCUCAACGGCACCUACGCUAUUGCGGGCGGAAAAGCGCACUGCGGCCCCGCUGAGCUCUGCGAGUUCUAUUCGCGCGACCCAGACGGGCUGCCCUGCAACCUGCGCAAGCCGUGCAACCGGCCGUCGGGGCUCGAGCCGCAGCCCGGGGUCUUCGACAGCCUACGCGAUGCCAUGGUGCGCGACUACGUGCGCCAGACUUGGAAACUAGAGGGCGAGGCCCUGGAGCAGGCCAUCAUCAGCCAGGCCCCUCAGGUGGAGAAGCUCAUUGCCACGACGGCUCACGAGCGGAUGCCCUGGUACCACAAAAGCCUGACGCGCGAGGAGGCGGAGCGCAAACUCUACUCAGGCUCACAGACGGACGGCAAGUUCCUGCUGAGACCCCGGAAGGAGCAGGGCACCUAUGCGCUGUCUCUGAUCUAUGGGAAGACUGUGUACCACUACCUCAUCAGCCAGGACAAGGCGGGCAAAUACUGCAUUCCCGAGGGGACCAAGUUUGACACGCUCUGGCAGCUGGUGGAGUACCUGAAGCUGAAGGCUGAUGGGCUCAUCUACUGCCUAAAGGAGGCCUGUCCCAACAACAGCGCCAGCUCAGAGGCCGCUGCUCCCACACUCCCCGCCCACCCAUCCACAUUCACCCAGCCUCAGAGACGGAUCGACACGCUCAACUCAGAUGGAUACACCCCUGAACCAGCAUGCCUAGCGUCCUCAGAGAAGCCGCGAUCGAUGCCCAUGGACACCAGCGUGUACGAGAGCCCCUACAGCGACCCCGAGGAGCUCAAAAACAAGAAGCUCUUCCUGAAGCGCGAGAACCUCCUCAUGGCCGACAUAGAACUCGGCUGCGGCAACUUUGGCUCCGUUCGCCAGGGCGUCUACCGCAUGCGCAAGAAGCAGAUCGACGUGGCCAUCAAGGUGUUGAAACAGAACACAGAGAAGGCGGACAAGGAUGAGAUGAUGCGGGAGGCGCAGAUCAUGCACCAGCUGGACAACCCCUACAUCGUGCGGCUCAUCGGCGUGUGCCAGGCCGAGGCCCUCAUGCUGGUGAUGGAGAUGGCGGGCGGCGGGCCGCUGCACAAGUUCCUGCUCGGGAAGAAGGAGGAGAUCCCUGUCAGCAAUGUGGCGGAGCUGCUGCACCAGGUGUCCAUGGGCAUGAAGUACCUGGAGGAGAAGAACUUUGUGCACCGUGACCUGGCGGCCCGCAACGUCCUUCUGGUCAACCGGCACUACGCCAAGAUCAGCGACUUUGGUCUCUCCAAGGCACUGGGUGCUGAUGACAGCUACUACACCGCUCGCUCGGCGGGGAAGUGGCCGCUCAAGUGGUACGCGCCUGAGUGCAUCAACUUCCGCAAGUUCUCCAGCCGCAGUGACGUCUGGGGCUACGGGGUCACCAUGUGGGAAGCCUUCUCCUAUGGCCAGAAGCCCUACAAGAAGAUGAAGGGCCCCGAGGUCAUGGCCUUCAUCGAGCAGGGCAAGCGGAUGGAGUGCCCCCCAGAGUGUCCGCCCGAAAUGUACAAGCUCAUGAGCGACUGCUGGACCUACAACUCUCCAACAGACUGACCCUACAAUGCUCCACUGGUCCAGCACCCCAGCACCCUACCUGCGGACACCCACUGCUCCAGCAUCUAAAACCUCAGUCUCCCACCAGCCAAUACUCAAAUGAUCCUGCAACACUCAGACAAGUCAGUACUGUUACCCAAACUAUGAUACCAAUACUCAGGGCAUGGGAUGAUACUCCAUUAUAUAAUUCCUGUUUCCCAUCAGCCAACAUUCAACACCUAAUUACCCAUUCAGGCCAACACCAAAGCACCCAGAUACUCAGUGCCCUCCCACCUCUGUCUGCUCGAAGCCCGGCGCUUGAACAUGCCAACUCCUAACACCAUCAAUACCUCCCCUUCCCAUCACACAACAGGCAACAUGCACCCAAACAAGCUAUUACCCUACACUAACCCUGCAAUGCACGGGCAUUCCAAUAUUUGGUACCUUUCCUGCCCCAGCACCCAUUAUUCCACUGGCCAACACCUUCCACACUGAUACCCAAACACCCAAGCACUCCAAUAAAUACACACCCUACUUAUGAUAAAUGAAUAAGAAAUGAUCAGCCCAUCCCUUCUCCACCAAGUAUUAACUCAACCUCUACCAAGAAACAAUACACCAACACCCCAAUACCCAAAGAGGCUAGCAUCUAACACCCCAACGCAAUACAUGGAUAUUCCACACACAUACCGUUAAUACCCUGACUCUCCACUAGCUGCACCCAUCCUCACACCAUUAAUUCCCUGACUCCCCACUAGCUGCACCCAUCCUCCAGACGCCAAUGUUCCUCUCCUUUGCGGGCAGCAUACUUGCAUCCGUGUGAGCCCAUACCCAGCACCCCAAUACCCUGGCCAAAUGCACACGCUCAGCACAUCACCAUUCAACAUCCCAGCUCCCCGUGGUCCACAGUUGUCACCCCUGCACUCAGGGAGCUCCCUUCCCUGAGUCUUCGCCAGUCAACACUCAGUAUAUGGUUCCCCUGCAUCCUGGAUGUCAGCUCUUCACCUAGGCGAUACGGCCAACCCGGGAUUGCGGUCCUCUCACACCCAGGAGACCCCUCCAUUACCCGAUACCCACCCCCCACCCCAGGCCCACUGCUUCCUGAGCCCCGGGCAUGUCCACCCACCAGCUGAAGUCGGGUUCUGGGGGUGUGGUCUGGAUCAAUCAGGAUCCAGUCUGGAUCUCCCCGACCCCUCACAGGUGGGAGGACCGUCCAGACUUCCUGACCGUGGAGCAGCGCAUGCGCACCUACUACUACAG
Molecule: messenger RNA, 3226 nt
Organism: Orcinus orca (killer whale)
Lineage: Eukaryota; Metazoa; Chordata; Mammalia; Artiodactyla; Delphinidae
Product: tyrosine-protein kinase ZAP-70
Exons: 13
Coding region: 245-1990 (581 amino acids)
Biological process (GO): cell differentiation; protein phosphorylation; innate immune response
Cellular component (GO): cytoplasm; extrinsic component of cytoplasmic side of plasma membrane
Molecular function (GO): ATP binding; signaling receptor binding; non-membrane spanning protein tyrosine kinase activity
Source: RefSeq, a predicted model, not a curated record